CAGCCAGAAGUGUAUUUGCGCUCACUCACCUCGUUAUGAGCUGCUGCGUCUGCGUCCUGCCAUGCCAUCCUAGUGGAUUCUCACUGAACAGAGUUGAAUCCAGCUAGAUGUUCUCCUAAAUAGCUGGAUAUUAUGUACAGUGGACUUUUAAAGGAGGAGCCCUUUCUUGACCUCUCAGAUUGUAGUGUGGAGCAAAGGAGAACAUAAUAUAUCUCAUCAAAGCUGUACUGGUGUGCUGAAGAUUGUGUUGUUUUAAACAAGGACUGAGCCCUGUGUGUGUGUGUGUGUGUGUGUGUGUGUGUGUGUGUGUGUGUGUGUGUGUGUGUGUGUGUGUGUGUGUGUGUGUGAAAGAGAAAAUAAUGGCUGGAUGUUGCAUGUCUGCGGAGGAGAAGGAACGGCAGAGGAUAAAUCAGGAGAUUGAAAAACAACUUAGGAAGGACAAGAAAGACUCCCGUAGAGAACUCAAACUGCUGCUGUUGGGCACAGGUGAGAGUGGCAAGAGUACCUUCAUUAAACAAAUGAGGAUCAUUCAUGGCUCUGGAUAUACUGAUGAAGAUAAAAAGGGCUUCAUUAAGCUCAUCCACCAGAACACAAUCAGUGCCAUGCAGUCCAUGGUCAGAGCUAUGGACAUGCUCAAGAUUGCUUAUGCUCAAUCAGAGAACCAGGGUCAUGGUGAAUUGGUGAAUGAUACUGAGGUGGAUAAGAUCAUGACUUUGGAACCAGCCCAAGUGAACGCCAUCCGCAGUCUAUGGAAUGACACAGGGAUUCAGGAAUGUUACGACCGCCGUCGAGAGUACCAGCUAACAGACUCUGCCAAAUACUACCUGAGUGACCUAGAUCGAAUUUCAGAUGCAGCGUAUGUCCCGACGGAGCAGGAUAUUCUCAGAGCCAGGGUUCCAACCACAGGUAUCAUCGAGUACCCGUUUGAUCUGGAGAAUGUCAUUUUCAGGAUGGUGGACGUUGGAGGCCAGAGGUCAGAGCGCCGGAAGUGGAUUCACUGCUUUGAGAACGUCACCUCUAUCAUCUUCCUGGUGGCUCUGAGCGAGUACGAUCAGGUUCUUGCUGAAUGUGACAAUGAGAACCGCAUGGAGGAGAGUAAAGCUUUGUUUAAAACCAUCAUCACGUAUCCCUGGUUCCAGCAGUCAUCUGUGAUUCUCUUCCUGAAUAAAACAGACAUCCUGAAAGAGAAGAUCGUCUAUUCUCACCUGGCCACCUACUUCCCAGAAUUCACAGGUCCCCAGAAUGAUCCAAAGUCAGCGCAGGAAUUUAUUCUUAAAAUGUACCAAGAACAAAACGAAGACAAAGACAAAUCCAUCUACUCACACUUCACCUGUGCCACUGACACAGAGAACAUCCGACUGAUCUUCGCUGCUGUGAAAGACACCAUCCUCAGACACAAUCUAAAAGAGUUCAACCUGGUGUAAAAUCCAUAUCUAGUCUUUUCCCUGAAGGAGAAUCUCUAGUCCUGCUCUCUAAAGCCAUUCUUCCAGAACCAACAUUGAGUAGUUAGCCAUCAGAUUAUAAUAACAUUAUUCUACCUAAGAACUUUGAGGAAUUAACUAGGGGAAGGGUUCAGUGGAGUAGAUCUGGACUGGGUUCUUGAAAACAAGCCUUAAUCUAAGGAACAAAUUGUAUUUUUAGUCCUAUUUAGAACCUCUAAAAUCUGGAUAGGCUACAUCCAGAACCGAUGUAGUUAUGGCUGUUUUGUUCUUUCUGUGAGUAGAGGUUAUAAAGGAUGCUACUUAAUCGAUUUUAAGGCGAAAUACAUUAUUGCUAAUUUUACUGCUGUAAUUGAUCAAAGUCUUAAGGACAACUUGUAUAAGAGCAUUUAAAUGGCAAAGUAGAGGGAAAAGUUUACAUGCGAAAAAUUUGUUCUGGGUUAAAAAAAUAAAAAUAACCUUUACUACCUAUUUUAAAAGGAUUUGAUGGUUUUACUGUUAAAUUUUACAUUGUAAAUUAUAUUUAUCAUCUUGAACAUAAUGCAUAUUCCAUUAAAAAAAAUUAACCAUUUCACAGGGCAAACUUCAGAAAUGUUCCAUAUUUAUUUUACACAGCCACUAAACAGAGUUAUAGUUUAAUUCUUUAUUUUACCUCAGUACUGAAUGUGUACUAAUGGUUAAGAACAAGUUGUAGUGAAUACCUGAAGUGCCUUUGAACUGUAAUGUCUUUGAUAAUAUUUAUUAAAUGGGAAAA
Messenger RNA from Myxocyprinus asiaticus (Chinese sucker), 2193 nucleotides. Its product is annotated as guanine nucleotide-binding protein subunit alpha-14-like. Bases 360 to 1424 code for a protein of 354 amino acids. Gene Ontology annotation, biological process: adenylate cyclase-modulating G protein-coupled receptor signaling pathway; phospholipase C-activating dopamine receptor signaling pathway; action potential. The record is from RefSeq and is a predicted model, not a curated record. NCBI's taxonomy places the organism in Eukaryota, Metazoa, Chordata, Actinopteri, Cypriniformes, Catostomidae. Gene Ontology annotation, molecular function: GTPase activity; G protein-coupled receptor binding; guanyl nucleotide binding. Gene Ontology annotation, cellular component: heterotrimeric G-protein complex. The transcript is spliced from 7 exons.